AAAGUUGUUUAACAGCAAUUUAUUACUCACACGCCAAACUGGCUAAGUUACCCUUUCGUAUAAAUUUCAUAACUUUUUACAGAAUAUCUAACUAAAUGAUAAAUUAAAAUGGUUCUUAAAUCAAUUUUAGUUUUAGUUACUUGUGUGAUAUUUAUUUUACAUGGACUUACUUCGGUUUCGGCGGAAUGCACCAUUCCAGUGGUUCUUCGAAAUACUUGGUUUUCUUUUGAAAAUGGAAAGCAAACGAUCACUGAUAUAAAUGCCAAUGAAAUGACUGGAAGGGGAAUAUGUAUUAAUAUUAAAGCAGAUUAUCAUGUAAACUACACAAUGGUUUUUCAACACUCCAAGUGCUAUUACUGUGUUAAGUUAAUAGUUCGAACUGUGAAUGUUUUGGAGAAAAUUGAAACACCUUGUGUUGAUUUGCCACCUGAUCAAGAGCCUACAGUAGAAAGAGUGUGCAAAGGGUUUAAACCUGAUCAAUCUCUGAUAACAUUGUUCUCGGAGAAUUCAGUUCCAGUUAACUGCAGGUCUUCACUUGAAGGUGUGUGGCAAUUUGCUUAUCAGAAUCGUUUCCGAUUCACUGGUGAAUGUAACCACCCAGGUGCUCAGAUUAAAUCGUGUCAAACAGCUGGGACUCAGUUUCUUAUAACUAACCAGAAGUUCAAUAUAACUUAUAAGGAAUGUCCCGGUAUGUCUGGUACUUUUGAAGGUGUCGUUGAAUUCAGCUGUCUAGGACAUUGGUUUGUCGAUAAGAACCACUUCUUUGCUGUGGCGAAUACAAAGGAGUCACGUAAGGAUGAAAGAUACCGUUGCUUCCUUAAGAAUCGGGACGAUGACCUGUAUAUUGGUGCGUCCAUAACACCUCAAUGUAACACUUUGAAAACAGUCGAAAAGUCGCCGGAGAGAUACAGAAUAACACCAGUGAAGGCAGAAGUAGUGGAACCAGGUUGCCGUUUGCCUCAAAACUUCGGAGACUGGAUCAAUACAGCAAAUAUUGAUGCUGAUGUGUUCAUCAACGAGACUCACAUCAUUGAAACUUAUUAUCCAGAUGAGGGGAGAUACAGAAGGACAAUAUAUGUGUGCAAAGAGCAACGUGACAGUCGUGUUAUGAUGGCCCGGCUUACAGUUGAUGGUUGUCAAAAAGAUUACGUCUGUUUUGACUUUGUACCUCAACAUCAUAAUAUCAUAAGAUAUCGUAAAGGCCUAGCCAUGAUACAAAGUAAUUUCCACACAGUCUGCUCAUGGGUACAAUUUCCGAACAAACAGAAAUGGCGUUACGAUUUAUUCUUGAAGAGAGAUCCCUCACCAAUAAGAUGUCCUGUUGCCGGUAAAUUUAACUUUACACAAAGAGGAGAUGUCAAAUUUGAGACUAGGAUACUCGGUGGAGUAACUUUGAGUCCACGUCCGAACUUGUACUGCAAACUGAACAUAAGUGACUUUUCUGUAUGCGAUGUAGAUCAGAAGACCAUACAAAUAAAAGAGAAUUAUUGCUUAACCGUGGACCAUUUGGGUCGACCAGUGGAUAUUUACAGUGACCCAGAUUAUAAAAUGAAAUGUAUCGGAUAUUGGAAGGAGAAUUUGAAGUCUUAUUUGAUCACAUAUGAUGAAUUGGAUCCCUUCUCAAAAUAUAGAUGUUGGGUUUACCAAAGAGCUGAUCUCAACAGAGUUCUUAUGUCUCAAGCUCUGGGUCCGUACUGCGAUUUGAAGCAAGAUGUAACAUCAUGGAAUUACACUGAGGGUGCCGCUGUGGCUAUUGAAAUGGAAGAAUAUGAGAGGGAGAGGGAUCAAUGUCCUAUGCAUUUCGAUGAUGGUAGUGACCCCUGGUCAACCAAAGAAAAUUAUAUUAAGGUGUUUAACUUUGCUUACUCAUUUUGGAGAAGCAAUGGUGCAGCCACCAUAAGAAUGUUUUUACCUCUCACAGCUUUAGUAUUUGGUAUAAAUAUUUGGAAGAAUCUUAAUAUUUUCUGUAGGUUAAUGUAGAAUUUUAUUUUAUAAGUGAUGUGUUCAGUAAUGGCUGCCUUAUUAAGACAAGUGUAGAAAGAAUUUUCAUAAUGAAUUACGAAAUCUGUGGAUUUUUUUAAUUUGUGGAUUUUUUGGAAUUUAUGAACUCUUAACCAAUUAAGAAAAUAACAAUGGGAGAUGAGCAAAACUAAUUUUUUCUAUUGUAACAGGUAAAGGUGUAGCAUUUUGUUAACUUUUUAACUUGGUAAACAAAUUAUAAAAAAUAUAUAUCACUAUUGAAAUAAUUUAUUAUAAUUUAACAUAAAAAAUAUAUAUAAAAUUUAACCUCAAUGUCUACUAAAGUACCUGCCAUUACUAAAAGCAAAUUAACAUUUAAUAGAAAUAUUUUCAAGACAUUUCUUUUUUUUAAGUUUAUUAUUUUUAAUUCAAAUUACAUAAAUAAAACCAUUACUUCUUCUAUAUCAUAAAAGUUUUCUUAAUAACCAGGUGUAGUGUAAUACAAAGAAUAGUCUAUAUAUAAGUAAUCUCAAAAAGAUAUCUGUAAUUUUGUGCCUUACGUAACUGUAUGUAAUAGUUAUUUUAUAUAGUUUGGUAGGAAAUAAUGUACUGGUAGUAUUUUAAAUUUAUUUAAAAUAGAUUUAUAUGUAUAUAAUUCCGUCCAAUAUUGUUUUUGACAUAUCCAAUUCCGUCCAAUACUAUUGUUUACUUUGUUUAGUAAAAGAAAUUAAACUAAAUAAAUUUG
This is a messenger RNA of Danaus plexippus (monarch butterfly), 2704 nucleotides long. RefSeq lists its product as uncharacterized. NCBI's taxonomy places the organism in Eukaryota, Metazoa, Arthropoda, Insecta, Lepidoptera, Nymphalidae. The record is from RefSeq and is a predicted model, not a curated record.